Messenger RNA from Erpetoichthys calabaricus (reedfish), 2411 nucleotides. It is a transcript of the gene zdhhc9, whose product is annotated as zinc finger DHHC-type palmitoyltransferase 9. Bases 689 to 1846 code for a protein of 385 amino acids. Gene Ontology annotation, biological process: protein targeting to membrane; peptidyl-L-cysteine S-palmitoylation. The record is from RefSeq and is a predicted model, not a curated record. Gene Ontology annotation, cellular component: endoplasmic reticulum; Golgi apparatus. The transcript has 9 exons. Gene Ontology annotation, molecular function: protein-cysteine S-palmitoyltransferase activity. NCBI's taxonomy places the organism in Eukaryota, Metazoa, Chordata, Cladistia, Polypteriformes, Polypteridae.
UGCUCCCAUUGAUCAGACGCACAAAAUGAGGCAGGCGUAGGACUUGAACAAACGCACGGGAGCUGCAGGAAACUGGUGAUCUUCAGCGACAUCUAAGAACAGGGCAAUUUUAUUUUUCCAGAAGAAUGGUAAUCUGUGAAAUUCAGAAGUACCAUUCAGAGGGAUAGUGCAGAAUUCGUUCAGAUGAGGAUGCAGUAAAAGCAGGCUUUAUACAGCUCGCGUUCUCCACAGCCAUGUGAGUUUCGGUCCCGAAUGGACUGCAGAAUAAAUGUUUCCGUCCAGUCUGUCAGCGGUGUUAACGGAAAGCACCAAAGGAUAGCACUUGGGUUUUGGAGUGGUUUUGAAAGAUCUGUCGAAAUCUGAUAAACUGAGUAACGACAAAGGAUUGCCAUCAGCCUGAAAGAGGAAUAUUAGAACAAAGAGCGCUCGCUCGCACGUCUUUUCACAGAGCCGGGCACUGGAUCGCUCGGCUCGAAUCCGAAAGGCGUGUGGCUAAGAUGCGCCUUAGUUUGGGGACAGGAGAGCAACAACAAGAGUGGAAUUUGAAACCGUGGAGGUGGGACAAACACAAUUGAAACAACCUUCGGAGUCUGCCUUGAAGCACUACUGCGCCCAGCCCGCGCUCAAAGACGUCAAGAAAGGAGUAUUUAUUUUAAGGAGGGUGUGAUAAUAAUAGAAAUUAGACAAAAUGUCGGCAGUAAUGGUCGCGAAGAAGGUAACGCGAAAAUGGGAAAAGCUUCCCGGCAAGAACACAUUUUGCUGUGAUGGCAGGGUGAUGAUGGCCCGUCAGAAAGGCGUCUUCUACCUCACCCUUUUCCUCAUUAUUGGGACCUGCUGUCUGUUUUUUGCUUUCGAGUGUCCAUAUUUGGCAGUUCACCUCUCUCCUGCCAUCCCAGUCUUUGCCAUUGUACUGUUCUUCUUUGUGAUGGCUAUGCUGCUACGGACAAGUUUCAGUGACCCUGGUGUGCUACCCAGAGCCCAGCCGGAUGAGGCAAUGUAUAUUGAGAUGGAGAUUGAAGCAGCAAAUGGAAAUGUCCCAUCAGGCCAGCGGCCACCGCCUCGGAUUCGCAAUGUCCAGAUCAACAACCAGAUUGUAAAGCUCAAGUACUGUUACACAUGCAAGAUCUUCCGACCUCCAAGAGCUUCACAUUGUGGAAUCUGUGAUAACUGUGUGGAGCGCUUUGAUCAUCACUGCCCAUGGGUGGGAAACUGUGUGGGGAAGAGAAACUACCGCUACUUCUACCUCUUCACACUCUCCCUGUCACUUCUUACUAUAUACAUCUUUACCUUUGAUAUUGUCCAUGUGGUUCUCCGCUCUGUUAGUGAUGGGUUUGUACAGACACUCAAAGAAACCCCUGGAACGGUCUUGGAAGUUCUAGUCUGCUUCUUCACACUGUGGUCUGUAGUCGGGCUGACAGGCUUCCACACAUACUUGGUCCUUCUCAAUCAAACCACCAAUGAAGAUAUUAAAGGCUCAUGGUCAGGAAAGAACAGGGUACAGAAUCCAUACAGUCACAGGAAUAUUGUGAAGAAUUGCUGUGAAGUAUUAUGUGGACCAGUGUAUCCCAGUGUCCUGGACAGACGAGGCUUGAUGGCAGAGUUAUCGUCUUCCCCUGUUAUGAUUUCAGAUGCGAAAAACUACAUCCCAGACCUUCAAACCACAAAAACUACAGCACCUCUGAUUCCCAAUGAGCAGACUCCAGAAGAAGCAAAGCCACCGUUGCAGUAUCGGACAGAAGAAGCCACUGAGCCGAAACAGUCCCCCACAGUCCAGGAGCUGCCUGCUGUCGAUAUACCACCAGCAUCUUUGACUGACACGGCCCCAGCAAAGGAGCAGGUGUUUUAGUUGGCUGCUACAUUUUGAUGGAGCAUUAAAAACUGAAAUGGUCAGAAAGGAUUUGUCUUCAGUAUUAAUUUUGGUUCCUGUGUUUUGAGUUCACAAAUCUCCAGUUGACAAAACUCCUUAGAGUCUUAAUAUUUUACUUCCUCCUUGGAAUCUUCAGCCUUGCUAUCUUGUGUAUGAAUAAAAUCGUGGAGACCUGACUAUGAUAACUUUAUUACUAAAAUGGGCCUGGCAUUUCCUGUUUAAGGAUUUCAUAGAAAAUGCGUGUUUGUAAAUGUGGAAUGUUUGAAACUUCUGUGAAGGAAUGGAACACACAGGAAAAAAAAACUGAAAAUGACCCUGGAAGUAAUGGGAAGCAAAGCCAACUUGUGCUCAUUAACCGAAACUGAAAUAUUAUUAAACCUCAUGUAUUUAUUAUUUUUUUUAUAUAUGUGUAUAAAAAUGACAUAUGGAUAGGGAAUAAAUUUGCCAAUCAAACUUUUCUUAACUUAUAAGCCCAAUGUCUCUGCUCCACACACACUGAGGAGCGUCUGAAAUCCAGUGACCCUCAACCUGUUUAAAAAAAUAA